AAGUUUACAAGAAUUCAUCUCCUCUCCUUUUGCUAAAAACCACCGUAACUGGACGAACGAAAUCUAGUAUAAAUAGUGUGCAGCUAAAAUGCCACAUUAUAGGUAUUUUGAUUGUCUUUGAGUUCUGAGUAUGGCAGAAAAAUACACAGCUUUUCAUCGUGGUCAAAAGCCUAUUCCCGGACAGUAUUUUCGUUUAUUUGGGGCGGUAUGGCUUUAGAACAAGGCCACGUAAAUGUUGUUUUUGACAACGACAUCGACAUCGACAAAGUGGUAGAUGAAGAGUUGUCGUCCAAAGAAGCAACUGCUGGCGGUGACAGUUCAAGUUCCAAACAGCGAAAAGCGAAAAGGGUGCAUAGACAAUUAAGCAAGGAUAGCGCUGUGACUUCCGGUUUUAUCCAUGGUCCCAGGUCGUGGAAGAACAGUCGCCGUUCUAGAAACGGCUAUGGUCGAGGUCUUCCGAAAAAAGGUGGGGCAGGAGGCAAAGGAGUAUGGGGUGCGCCGGGUUCUGAACUCCUGGAAACUUAUGAAGACAUAAAUGAUCCCAAUUUUGAUAAUGAAAAUUUAAGUAAUGGAGACAUCGAGUUGAAAGCUAUAGUUCCUGACGUUUCGUACGAAGAGAUAAAAAAGAAGGUGGAUCCUAUCAUUUUGGAAUAUUUCGAAAAUGGAGACACUAAUGAAGCCGCUCUGGCUAUUUUGGACGCUGUUCCUAAACAUUAUAGAGACAUGCUAGUAGAACAAGUGAUUGAAGUUGCAAUGGAUCACAAGCCAUCCCACCGAGAAAUGACUUCGGUGCUUAUUUCUGACUUAUUUGGUCAUGUUAUUUCCGAGAAUGACAUAACCAAAGCAUUUCAAAGUCUUCUCGCCAAUUUAAAUGACUUAAUACUUGAUAUUCCGGAUGCCCCAACUGUUCUUGGGAACUUUAUCGCUAGAGCAAUAGCAGAUGAUUGUAUUCCUCCCAAAUUUCUUACUACAACCAAAGAGAAAAGUGACAGUGAAGUGUUCCAGGAAGCUUUGGGACGAGCAGAUACUCUGCUUUCCAUGAAACAUGGCCUAGUUAGAUUGCACAACGUGUGGGGUGUUGGUGGAGCUUUACGACCUGUCAAGGCCCUAACUCGUCAGAUGAACUUAACUUUGCAGGAAUUUAUUUCUUCGCGCGAUAUUGAAGAAGCAAGUAGAUGUCUAAGGAACUUAGAAGUGCCUCAUUUUCAUCAUGAAUUGGUGUAUGAGGCUAUAGUAAUGGCUCUAGAAGCGAAUAGUCCUUCAGUAGAAGAGGCUCUGUGUAGUUUGCUUAAAGCGUUCGACGCUGCCGUUUUAGUUACUCCAGAGCAAAUGGGAAGAGGGUUUAUUCGAGUGUUUGAUGAUCUGCCAGACAUUCAUAUGGAUGUGCCCUUGGCGUAUAUCAUUCUGGACAGAUUCGUUGAUCGUUGCCAUAAGGAAGGAUUUUUGACUGAGAAAGUUAUUAAUAAAAUACCUACUAGAGGACGCAAACGUUUUGUCUCCGAAGGAGAUCAAGAAUUCAUAAAAAAUCAUAAGUCAUCAUAAUUUGUUUAAUUCAUCCUAUUUCGUUUAUGCUAGAACUGUGCCGUAGAUUUGAUUUACAUGUAUUGCAUUUACGUUUACUGAAAUUUCGUUAGAAACAGCACGGCGUGCAUAUUCAUUCUAUCAUGUUACUUCUUUUUUUUGUAUAUGUUCUAUGAAAUAAAGAUUAUUCAGAGUUGCUAA
Messenger RNA from Zophobas morio, 1722 nucleotides. It is a transcript of the gene Pdcd4, whose product is annotated as programmed cell death protein 4. The transcript is spliced from 4 exons. The record is from RefSeq and is a predicted model, not a curated record. Gene Ontology annotation, biological process: negative regulation of DNA-templated transcription. Gene Ontology annotation, cellular component: cytosol; nucleus. Bases 208 to 1542 code for a protein of 444 amino acids. NCBI's taxonomy places the organism in Eukaryota, Metazoa, Arthropoda, Insecta, Coleoptera, Tenebrionidae.